Molecule: messenger RNA, 692 nt
Organism: Cokeromyces recurvatus
Lineage: Eukaryota; Fungi; Mucoromycota; Mucoromycetes; Mucorales; Mucoraceae
Exons: 4
Coding region: 349-642 (97 amino acids)
Biological process (GO): intracellular protein transport; endoplasmic reticulum to Golgi vesicle-mediated transport; vesicle fusion
Cellular component (GO): SNARE complex; Golgi membrane; endomembrane system
Molecular function (GO): SNARE binding; SNAP receptor activity
Source: RefSeq, a predicted model, not a curated record
ACAUUGCGUCAGUCUAUUAAACAAGAUAUUACAAAAUUAAAUCAGCAAAUUAAAAUUCUUCAAUCAAUUAGAAACAGUCAACCAUGUUUUAAUACAAAGCAAGCAUCAGAACACACUAAUAAUGUUAUCACGUCCCUACAGUCUAAAUUAGCUGACACAUCGCUGAAUUUUAAAAACAUAUUAGAGCUUGAAAUUGUAGAGGAAAAUCGCCAAAGUAGUUUUGUAGAACAGCCAACGCAUUCUCCUCAGCCACGUAGACGUACGAAUAUUAGCCAACACUAUAAUGAGGAUUCACCUCAGUCGUUGGGGAUACCUAUCAUAUCACCUGUACAACAACAAGUACAAUUGAUGGAACAACAUAAUGAUAGAAGAAUAGAAACUAGAUCAAAAGCAAUAGAAUCUAUUGAAAGUACUAUAGCUGAAUUAGGAAAUAUAUUUCAACAAUUAGCAACAAUGGUAGCAGAACAGCGAGAAACAAUUCAGAGGAUUGACCAAAAUACGGAAGACAUUGAAAUGAACGUAUUAGGGGCACAAAGUGAGUUAUUGAAGUAUUAUAGAAAUAUCAGUUCAAAUCGAUCUUUUAUUCUCAAGCUGUUCAUGACUAUCAUUUUACUCUUCUUGCUUUUUACUUUUAUAUUGUAAAGUCAAUUAAUAAAUAAUAUAGAAUUAUUGAAUAAUGCAUGAUAUAAUCA